UGCGGGGAGCGCGAGAGAAGAACGCUGCCAUGCAAAGCGUCGCUUGACAGCGUCUUUUUUUACUUCCACCUGCGUUCGUCGUAUAAGGAUUGUGGAUUUCAUCCCCCCGGCCACUGAAAUCGCGUUUUACUUCGAUGCUCAAACGCGAUGCAUCUUUGCUUUAACGUAGUUGCGUGAAUGAUGCUGCACACGGAGGAUCAUUGUCUGAAACGCACUGACAUUUAAAAUGAGCAAUUUGAACCGUGCACAUCUCAUGCGUUUCGACUCCUGAAUGCACAGCGUGAUUAAACUCGUGCUUUUAAUCGGAGCGUAAUCUCCGUAGGCUCCUCUGACACAUUUCUAAACGUUUGUUAUGGGGGUCAAGACAACAACCCGAGGCGGUGGGAUUUGAUUGCGACUCAUAUUACGUGUUUUUACUUAUAUAUCAUUAUCAUAUAUACUUUCAUGAUCAUAAUUCGCGCUCUUUGAUCAGCUGUUAAAAUUGUGAAACUGCUUAACGCGGGUUGUUGUGUAUGGUGCUGAAUGGACAGCUCCCACCACAGCGGAUCAUAUGGAUCAAUAUUAGGGGUCUGACAGUGUCGCUCUCGGGCUUUAAUGGCUGUGGCACGCAAGAUCAAAACUCUGCUGACGGUCAACAUUCUGGUGUUCGUCGGGAUCAUCCUGUUCUCCGUCUACUGCAGGAUCCAGGACCGAUCCGAAGAGCUCGUGCAGAUCGGGAGGUUGUCUGAUCAGAGACUGCGAGGCAGGAAUGCCAAAGUUACGAACUCCAUGGACAGACAGUCCAUUCUCAAAAGGCUCGAGCGACUAGAAGAUGUGGUCUAUAACCAGUUAAAUGGUCUAGCCAAGCCCAUGGGUCUGGUAGAGGGUCCUGGAGGUCUAGGACAGGGCGGUGCAGCUGCCACGCUGGGGGAAGACAGUCGAGAGAGUGAAGGGAGAUAUGAGGAGUACGGCUACAAUGCCCAACUGAGCGACCGCAUCUCCUUGGACAGGAACAUUCCAGACUACAGGCCGAAAAAGUGUAAGCAGUUGACCUACUCUGAUGACCUUCCCCAGAUCUCUGUUGUCUUCAUCUUUGUGAACGAAGCUCUCUCUGUCAUCCUGCGGUCUGUACACAGCGUGGUCAACCACACGCCGGCACACCUGCUCAAAGAAAUCAUACUGGUGGACGACAACAGUGACAGCGUGGAGUUGAAGUUCAAUCUGGAUCAUUACGUGAAUAAGCGAUAUCCCGGCCUGGUGAAGAUCGUAAGGAACAGUAAAAGAGAGGGACUUAUACGGGCCAGGAUUCAUGGCUGGAACGCAGCCACUGCUCCUGUUGUGGGCUUCUUUGAUGCCCACGUGGAGUUCAACACAGGCUGGGCUGAGCCUAUCCUCACAAGAGUGAAAGAAGAUCACACUAGGGUAAUCCUCCCUGCGAUAGAUAAUAUCAAGUACAACACCUUUGAGGUGCAGCAAUACGCUAAUGCAGCCCAUGGCUACAACUGGGGCCUCUGGUGCAUGUACAUCAUCCCACCACAGGAUUGGCUGGACAAAGGAGACGAGACUGCCCCCAUCAGGACACCUGCAAUGAUUGGCUGCUCCUUUGUAGUGGAUCGUGAGUAUUUUGGAGAAAUCGGACUGCUGGACCCAGGCAUGGAGGUCUAUGGAGGAGAGAACAUUGAACUGGGAAUGAGGGUGUGGCAGUGUGGCGGCAGUAUGGAGGUUCUUCCGUGUGCCAGAGUAGCUCACAUUGAACGCACAAAGAAACCGUACAACAAUGACAUUGACUACUACGCCAAGCGGAACGCGUUGCGGGCAGCAGAAGUUUGGAUGGAUGAGUUUAAGUCCCAUGUCUACAUGGCCUGGAAUAUCCCCAUGAAUAACCCAGGAGUAGAUUUUGGAGACGUGUCAGAGCGUGUAGCGCUGAGGAAGAAAAUGAACUGCAGGAACUUUCGCUGGUACCUCGAGCAUGUCUAUCCCGAGAUGAGAAUUUACAAUAACACCAUCACUUACGGAGAGGUGCGAAACAGUAAAGCCAGCGGAUACUGCCUUGAUCAGGGGUCAGAGGAGGAUGACAGGGCCAUACUCUACCCAUGUCACGGCAUGUCAUCACAGCUGGCGAGGUACACCACUGAGGGCUUACUGCAGUUAGGAGCCUUGGGGUCGACUACGUUUCUGCCUGACACAAAAUGCCUGGUGGAUGAUGGAAGAGGAAGGACUCCGAGCUUGAAAAAAUGCGAUGCUCUCACAAGGUCCUCCCAGAAGCUUUGGGAUUUUACUCAGAAUGGACCCAUCAUAAGUCGAGACACAGGACGUUGUUUGGAGGUUGAAAUGUCAAAAGAUGCAAACUUUGGCCUGCGACUGGUCGUCCAGCGCUGCUCAGGACAGAAAUGGGUGAUUCGGAACUGGAUAAAACACCCCAGACAUUGAGGAACAUCCAACCUGAAAAAUAACCUCCCUGAGCAGGAGAGCAGCCAUAGACACAAACCCCUGACAGUGGGAUUGAGACAGACGAGGAGAACACUCUUUUGGGGUAAAAUGCUUUCAGUAUAGAUGCCUAAAAAUGAAAAAUUGUCUUUGGACGUAUUUACAGUUGAGCGAGUGAUAAAGCAGAAUGCCGUCAUCACAAGGAGAAAGACUUGCUCAUUGCAAGUCCUCUGUACAGACUCCCAGUUUACUGAAGGAUAAUUGUGUUCCCGAGAGGAAAUCUGAUGAGCUGUCUUGGUGAAAUUCCGAGAGAAAUAUUCAAAAGAGUUGCGGAAAAAAAAAGAGCGAGGAAGCGAAAGUUGCAAACCCCUCUGAGCAAAGUCUUGAGUUUUACUUCUUAUCAAUUGCCAUAUCAACACUUAUUUCUUCAGGCUGUGAGUUGCUUUGGAUAAUUUAAUAUCCACACUGAAACUUUAAAUGGGUAUCCCAAGUGCUACAGAACAAAAAAGAAAGUAGUAUAGACUUUAAUAGUUUCAGCUAUUUUAGCUAUCAAGUAUUUUCUUUCCUUGAUUUACAGACUUAAUUGCUAAUGCACAACAAAACCAUGUGUUCACUCAAGAACUCAUGUGCCUUUCUUUAUCUUUAUGCCAUCAGACCAGGGAAUGUUCCUCCCUAAGCAUGUACAAAAUAUUUGACUUUAAAUUAAUUAAAAUAUGAAUAUAAUGUUAAGAGGUCUUAUUAUAGAAACGCGUUGUAAAAUACUAAAACAAUAUAAUCCAGGAAAAUCCAAUAAAAACAAGUGUUCUUUUAUUUUGUACAA
Carassius gibelio (silver crucian carp) is the source of this 3226-nucleotide messenger RNA. RefSeq names its product polypeptide N-acetylgalactosaminyltransferase 9 (gene galnt9). Lineage: Eukaryota; Metazoa; Chordata; Actinopteri; Cypriniformes; Cyprinidae. Gene Ontology annotation, cellular component: Golgi apparatus. The record is from RefSeq and is a predicted model, not a curated record. The coding region runs from base 595 to 2409 and encodes 604 amino acids. The transcript is spliced from 11 exons.